GCUGUUGCUAGGCAACGGAACUCAAACAGCUGCGCCACUCAACGUCUCAGCUGAAGAAAGAAAACUUGUUCCAGGCAGAAAUAAUCAUAAUUGGGACAUUAUUUGACUUGUUUUGAUGCUGCAUGUGAAUUCAAGAUGAACAUGACCGACGGAAAUACACAAAGCGUUAAUGUUUUUGACAGAAGUCCAGACAUACCGACGGCUGGUAAACUAAAACCUAAAGGAGACAGAGCUAAGACCUGCUUACAAGAAGAGGCAAGGGCACCCACACCACCUGUGGUAAAGAAUUUUCGUAACAGACACCAACCAGAGCCGGGAGCUGUCAAAGUGCACAACUGGAAGGAAUAUGAUCCAGAUGUUGCCAGCACGCUCGUGCAUGGCAUCAGCACCAAAUCCUCCCUCACUGGUGGAGGCGCACUAAAUCCUCCACAAAAGACCUUGUUCGAAGCGAAGUUACAAGAGCUCAAUGAAGCGGUGUACGCCUCCAGUAAAAAAGCACCGUUGGGCAGGUCCCAUGAUCAGCGUGAUGGACUUCCCGCCUGUUAUGACGACGACACAACGCAUGGUGUGAAAACAGUUAGAGGGUUUGAUGUGCGUGAGCUUCUUAACCCUUCAAAAACAGCAGAGGAGCUGGAGAGGGAGGCUCAGGAUCAACACGAGGCUUACAUUCGAAGCCACAACGCCUAUUUUGUUGGCGAGCGCAUCGACAGGAAGUACGACUGGAGUCGCUAUAGUAAAGACAGCAGGUUUGGGAUCCUCACACCUCAUCACAACGACGGCCGUGAUCUCUGCAAAACUCUCCACUGGCUCGGGGAACCGCAGAAGUUUUACAAUCCAAAGGCAGUUUGGAAGAGAUCUGGGGACCACAGGGAAAAGAUGCUGCCACAACAUGGCAGAUUGAGAGGAAAUACCUUGAAGUUUCCUCCAGACCACACCUUUGGAAUUGUCUUGUCUGCAGAUGAAUUCGGUGUUGGAGAAGUAAUUCACUCCACUGAGCCGGGCCAGUUCGUGAGAGGCAGAGACCGACAGCGCAGUCUUGUUAACGCAGUGCAACACCACCUCAAGAAGGUCAACUUCCACAACUUCCCCUCCCUGCUGCAGGCCUUCAAACAUUAUGACAAGAAAGGCAAGGGGAUGAUUGACAGAGAGGACCUGCAGGCAGUGUGCCGACAAGUCCAGCUGGAUGUGAGCGGGCCGGUCUUGGAUGACCUGAUGGACUACUGCGACGCGGACAAGGACGGACUCAUUAACUUCUUGGAGUUUGCUAACUUUCUCAACUGGAAGGGCAAGAUGCCCAUCAAGAGCCGAGAGCAACUCCUUAUGACGAAUGAGCGCCAUACCAGCACGGCUCCAGCCAACGUAGAGAGGAAACCUUCGUCAGAGUCGGCACAGCUUCCUGCCUCUCAGGCCUUGAUUAAGCCUGAUGACCUGGAGCCUGUUGAGCCAGGCAGCUCGUUGAAGACCAUCAGAACCCUGAGGCGACCCAAAGCAGCCCCGAACCACUUCGUGACCUCCUCUUCCCUCAUCGGGGCCGCCAGUGAUCGUCCAUCAGGCAGCCGCGCCUACGGCAUCCCGUCCGUGCGCUCCGACCUUCCAGCUCCACGCCUGAGGAGAGUCAGUGACACCACCAACUACGGCGAUACAUCCACGGCUGGGGACCUUCUGCAUCCAUCAGUUCACACACUCAGGGGUGUUCAUGAGAAACACUUCUUCUGUCCCCGCACCAAAAAGGAGAUUGCAGAGAUCUUCAGGAAUGUGGGCGUGAACAUUUCUGAGGAAGUAUUCGAGGAGGCCUGGAGGCUGGCGUCCAUGAAGCAUCCGGCAGGGGAAGUUUGUGUCGAGGCUUUCCGUAACGUACUCAUGGAAAUAAAAGUAAUGUAAAACAC
Messenger RNA from Larimichthys crocea (large yellow croaker), 1886 nucleotides. It is a transcript of the gene efhb, whose product is annotated as EF-hand domain family, member B. Bases 136 to 1881 code for a protein of 581 amino acids. Lineage: Eukaryota; Metazoa; Chordata; Actinopteri; Sciaenidae. Gene Ontology annotation, molecular function: calcium ion binding. The record is from RefSeq and is a predicted model, not a curated record. The transcript has 13 exons.